GCCGCGAGAGACUAUCAGGGAUCUUGGGUGUUAGUGCCAACCAGGCCAGUCAGUUCCAGGACAGUUUCCUCCAGACCUACAGUGAAGUCCAGGCCUUCAUCCACAGGACCAUCCAGCUGUGCCACAAACAAGGUUAUGUGCUGUCCAUCAUGGGUCGUCGACGAACCCUCCCUCACAUCCACUCUCCAGAUUGGGGAAUCCGCAUGCAGGCUGAAAGGCAGGCUGUCAACUUUACAGUUCAAGGUUCUGCUGCUGAUCUCUGUAAGGUGGCCAUGAUCCGAAUCUUCAACCUCGUGUGCACCAGCUCGCUCACCGCCAGGUUGAUAGCGCAGCUCCAUGAUGAGCUUCUGUACGAAGUGGAGGACUCACAGGUGGAAAACUUUGCAGCGUUGGUGAAGAGCACCAUGGAGUCCCUGCAGCACAUGGACCAGCAGGGCGUCCAUCUCAAG
Molecule: messenger RNA, 449 nt
Organism: Paralichthys olivaceus (Japanese flounder)
Lineage: Eukaryota; Metazoa; Chordata; Actinopteri; Pleuronectiformes; Paralichthyidae
Source: RefSeq, a predicted model, not a curated record